AUGACCGUGACGGCAGAGGAUGCUCUUCCCAGACUGCUACCCAGCGACGUCUUGCUUAUUAGUCGUAAAACCAUUGGCAAUGGGAUAAAAGGGCAGUUGAUUGACAGUCAAGAAUCAUCCAAUCAGCUUUGCGAGCUGCAUUCGCUAUCAAAUAUAAGUCGCGCCAAACAUUUGCAAAAAGUGCCAAGCGGCUGUCAUGUGAUCUGGUGUCAUAAGACCCAAUGUCACAUGGCCGGAGCCGCAGGAACAUUCCGGCUGGUAACGGGGGUGUUGUGGUUUUCUGACCCGCUCCGUGUGUAUCAAGAGUGGCACACUGGAGCAAUGUAUUUACUUCACUGUAUAAGAUUUGGGCAACCGUCACAAUCUGUUUUGGAAUUUUUAUUAAGAAGAACGUCUACACUCAAGAAGGAUCUUCCAGUUUUAUCGCUAUUUACCAAGGAUGCUUGCACACUUUGCGAAGAAGCCAAGGAGGCAUUGGAGCCAUAUAGACACAGGUUCAUCCUGCAGGAAGUAGACAUCACGGUUCCAGAAAAUUCUGUCUGGUUCGAGAGGUACAAGUAUGACAUUCCGGUCUUUCACCUGAAUGGACAAUUUCUGAUGAUGCACAAGAUCAUAUUCCAAUUCCUUUUUGAAUGGCUCGAUUGAACCUGCCUCCACCACACUCUUGGGGACUGCAUUCCAGAUCUUAACCACCUGUGUAACGACCAGGAAGAGACGAGUGUGUAGUUGGUUUACUACACUACUCCAUAGGUUCUACCAUUAGUCAAAGUUCAAUUUACUCACCAACUUGGCCAAUUGUUUACCUUCACUACUGGUACCCAGAAUAAAAGAGACUGUAACCAG
Molecule: messenger RNA, 843 nt
Organism: Carcharodon carcharias (great white shark)
Lineage: Eukaryota; Metazoa; Chordata; Chondrichthyes; Lamniformes; Lamnidae
Gene: c4h5orf63
Product: chromosome 4 C5orf63 homolog
Exons: 7
Coding region: 1-645 (214 amino acids)
Source: RefSeq, a predicted model, not a curated record